Messenger RNA from Octodon degus (degu), 4814 nucleotides. RefSeq names its product retinoic acid induced 14 (gene Rai14). The coding region runs from base 173 to 3022 and encodes 949 amino acids. The transcript is spliced from 17 exons. Gene Ontology annotation, molecular function: actin binding. The record is from RefSeq and is a predicted model, not a curated record. Lineage: Eukaryota; Metazoa; Chordata; Mammalia; Rodentia; Octodontidae.
GGAGGAGGAGGAGGAGGGACGAGGCGCAGGAAGCGGAGCAGGAAGCGCGCCCGAGGCCGGGCUUUCCUAGGAAGCAGCAGGCGGCGUGGCGCAGCCAGCGGGGCCGGGAGCGGCCACCUCGAUGGGGUGUUGAAAAGUCUCCUAGGACCUUGGAAGGUUAAAUGGACUAAACAUGAAGAGCUUGAAAGCGAAGUUCAGGAAGAGUGAUACCAAUGAGUGGAACAAGAAUGACGACCGCCUGCUGCAGGCCGUGGAGAAUGGCGACGUGGAGAAGGUGGCCUCGCUGCUGGGCAAGAAGGGGGCCAGUGCCACCAAGCACGACAGCGAGGGCAAGACCGCUUUUCAUCUUGCUGCUGCGAAGGGACACGCAGAAUGCCUCCGGGUCAUGUUUACACAUGGUGUGGAUGUGACAGCCCAAGACACUACUGGACACAGUGCUUUACACCUCGCUGCCAAGAACGGCCACCAUGAGUGCGUCAGGAGGCUCGUUCAGUCUAAAUGCCCAACUGAAGGAAUCGACAGUUCGGGGAAAACCGCUUUACAUUAUGCAGCGGCACAGGGCUGCCUUCAAGCUGUGCAGGUCCUCUGUGAACACAAAAGCCCUGUAAACCUCAAGGAUUUGGAUGGGAAUAUACCACUGCUUCUUGCAGUACAGAAUGGCCAUAGUGAAGUCUGUUGCUUUCUCCUGGAUCAUGGAGCAGAUGUCAAUUCCAGGGACAAAAAUGGAAGAACUGCUCUUAUGCUGGCUUGUGAGAUUGGCAACGCUAACAUCGUGGAAGCCUUAAUUAAAAAGGGUGCAGACCUAAACCUUGUAGAUUCUCUUGGACACAAUGCCUUACAUUAUUCCAAACUCUCAGAAAAUGCAGGAAUUCAAAGCCUUCUCUUAUCAAAAAUCUCUCAGGAUGCUGAUGUAAAGACCCCAACAAAACCAAAGCAGCAUGAACAAGUCUCUAAAAUAAGCUCAGAAAGAAGUGGAACUCCAAAAAAACGCAAAGCUCCACCACCUCCUAUCAGUCCUACCCAGGCUGACAUUAGUUCUAUACGAGAAAACAAAGACAGACUAAGUGACAGUACUACAGGUGGUGAUAGCCUAUUGGAUAUAAGUUCUGAAGCUGACCAACAAGAUCUUCUUGUCCUACUGCAAGCACGAGUUGCUUCUCUUACCUUACACAACAAAGAGCUACAAGAUAAACUACAGGCCAAAUCACCCAAGGAGACAGAAGGUGAUCUAGGCAUUGGCUCGUUCCGUUCUGUUCAUUCUGAUUUGGCUCCUUCCCUGGGCAAGCCUAGUGAUGCUGAUUCUCCAGAUCCCCAAUCAUCUCCACCUGGUGCAACGCUUUCUUCGGGGAAAUCCACUGCAGACAGCAGAAUUCAGCAACUACAGGAGAGUUUGCAAGACUUGCAGAAGAGAUUGGAGAGCUCUGAGACAGAGAGAAAACAGCUACAGACCGAGCUCCAAACCCGAAGGACAGAACUAGUGUGCUUGAAUAGCACAGAGAUUUCAGAGAACAGCUCUGACCUCAGUCAGAAACUUAAAGAAACUCAGAGCAAGUAUGAGGAGGCCAUGAAAGAAGUCCUCAGUGUGCAGAACCAGAUGAAACUGGGUCUCCUGGCACAGGAGGGUGUGGAUAGCUAUUCGUGUCUCCAUGAGCUGAGGGUCACUGAUGAGAAAAUAGAUGAAUUAAAGCGAGAUCUGCAGAAUGCAUUAGAAGAAAGUGAAAGAAAUAAAGAGAAAGUGAGGGAGCUGGAAGAAAAACUUGUGGAGCGAGAGAAAGGCGCAGUGAUUAAACCACCUGCGGAAGAGUUUGAGGAAAUGAAAAGUUCAUAUUGCUCUGUUAUUGAAAACAUGAAUAAGGAGAAAGUGUUUUUGUUUGAGAAAUACCAAGAGGCCCAAGAAGAAAUAAUGAAAUUGAAAGAUACACUAAAAAAUCAGACAACACAAGAAGUUAGUGAUGAAACUGGGGACAUGAAAGAGGCCAUGAACAGGAUGAUAGAUGAACUUAACAAACAGGUGAAUGAGCUGUCGCAGCUGUACAAAGAGGCCCAGGCUGAGCUCGAUGAUUAUAGGAAGAGGAAAUCUUUAGAAGAUGUGACAGCUGAAUAUAUUCACAAAGCAGAGCAUGAGAAACUUAUGCAAGUGUCAAAUGUAUCCAGGGCUAAAGCAGAAGAGGCACUGUCCGAAAUGAAGUCUCAGUAUUCAAAAGUGUUGAAUGAGUUGACCCAGCUCAAGCAAUUGGUAGAUACACAGAAAGAGAAUUUUGUGUCUAUCACGGAACAUUUGCAAGUGAUAACCACUCUGCGGACAACUUCGAAAGAGAUGGAAGAGACAAUAGGCAGCCUUAGGGAGCGUCUUGCAAGCAAGGAAGUGGAAUUGGCAAAACUGGAGAAGCAGCUCUUAGAGGAGAAAGCUGCUGUGACCGAUGCCAUGGUACCCAGGUCUUCCUAUGAGAAGCUCCAGUCAUCUUUAGAGAGUGAAGUGAGUGUACUCACAUUGAAGCUAAAGGAUUCAGUGAAAGAGAAAGAAAAAGUCUAUUCAGAGUGUGCCCACGUUCGAAAUGAAGUCUCACAGGUGAAAAGGGAAAAGGAAAACAUUCAGACUCUCUUGAAAUCCAAAGAGGAAGAAGUAAAUGAACUUCUGCAAAAAUUCCAGCAAGCUCAGGAAGAAAUUGCAGAAAUGAAAAGAUAUUCUGAGAGCUCUUCAAAAAUGGAGGAGGAUAAAGAUAAAAAGAUCAAUGAGAUGUCAAAGGAAGUCACGAAGUUGAAGGAGGCCCUGAACAGCCUCUCUCAGCUCUCCUACUCAACAAGCUCAUCCAAAAGACAGAGUCAGCAGCUGGAAGUGCUUCAGCAGCAGGUCAAACAGCUCCAGAACCAGCUGGCUGAAUGCAAGAAACAGCACCAGGAAGUCGUAUCAGUUUACAGAAUGCAUCUUCUGUAUGCUGUACAGGGCCAGAUGGAUGAAGAUGUCCAGAAAGUACUGAAACAAAUCCUUACCAUGUGUAAAAACCAGUCCCAGAAAAAGUAAAGUGGAUCCGUGGCAAGACUCUGCCCCUCAUUCAUCUUUGUGUUAGAUCCGGAGUUAGUGGUGACCACUGCCGUUAUUUUCACUUGUGGUAUGCACUGUGACCAGCAUAGCCUCUUCCCUCUCCAGUGUUUCUGGGGACUAGCCCCAGAAGGCUGUCCUCCACAGAACUGCUUAGACUUCAGACCUGCAGAGGGGACAGUCCUAGGCAUCCUUGCAGAUCCCAUGGCUGGGAUUAGCCACACUAGGAGUCUGCUCCCGGUGGUGACAGGUGGCCACUCUGCUUGGUACCUGGACAGCUGCCGGCUUUAUCACCGAGUGGUCUGCAGAGGCUUACAUGCAGUGAAUGCUGCUUCCAUUCUGCCUUUACCUGUGCCAGUCAGCAUAGGAGAGCUUUUUUUUUUUUUGCCUUUGGCUUCAAGUCCCAAAACAUGAUUGAUUUCAUUUCUAACCAAAUUAGUAAGGCACUAGCUAUGGAGUGCAUGCUUAAGACCAUUCAUCACAACAGCCUGUAAACUUAAAAGCUCUAAUUAAUAGUUUCUCCCCAGCGGCCUUAUGUAUCUCAUCACCCUGUUUAUGAAUUUCAGUUUGAUGAGCACUAUUAACUAAAAUAUGAAGUUUAAAAACAAAAGCAAACUGUCCAUAAAAGUUUUUAGGUAACUCAUUACCAUAUUACAAAUUUUCUAUGCAAACUUGGCUUCUGCUAUUAUCUGUGAAUCUCAGGAAAUCCAAAUAUUUGUUUCAACAAGGGAUAGUAAACUGUAUGUUUACAGCCAAAAGAAAUGCCUCCGAGUUCGUAACCUCAAUUUUUAAAAAGUGUUUUCUCUAUAAUAUUUUUAUUGGCUCUCAAAGACAUUUUCAUAUCUAAACCCUCAAUAAGUGAAAUUGCAUUAGAUUAUAUUAACAAAAUAUUUUUAGGUAAUCAUGUGUAAGACUUUUUGAAAAUAGAACUUUCUCCUCAAAGUUUUCAGCUAUAGAAAAGGUAGUUGUGUAUUCAAAUCUUAAUAUAAGCUGCCCCUUAGACCCCUAGGACUUUUCUGCCAGUGUUCAGAACUAUAGUGCAUUUCUGAAUACAGUAAAUCCUCUUCUUGCCUGUUGAAUAUUUUCAAAUGUCCCAACUCCAAAAGCCCCUAUAAAUUAUCUCUGGAAGAACUGCAAAUACCAAGCAGCUUUUUAACUCUGAAACUAAAAAUCUUGAUAUGGUAACAUGGUGCAUAGCAAAAUACGGGAAAAUCUUGUUCCCUUUACUUUCAGGUUGAAAAUGUUUCUCUAGCUUGCAGCUCCUCUUACGGUAUUGAUCUUGAGGGAGAUAAACAGACUAUAGUACUUGUAGCAUAAAACUUAAAAGUAGAGCCUGUUCUCACAGGGCCCAGGGAUGCCUGGGCUCAGAGGGUACUUGGCUCACCUGGAUGAUAAAUUAAUCUGUAUUGGACAAGGACCAAUGACAGCAAAACAAAAAUGGCUUUAAGCUUGAUGUUGUUUCUUAAGUUGUUAAAUUAGAGCUAAGCAAUGUCAAAAAGACUCCAAAGAAAUGUGAAAGGACUUUUUGUCACAGCACUUAAGAAAAAAACAACCAUCUUCAUUGCCCCCCCCCCGAAAUGCUGCAGAGUAUAAAACUUGAGACAUUUUGUAGGACGCCUGACAAAGUGUAGCCUUUUAUCUUAUUUCAGGAUGCAUAUUUAUUACAAGUAUUCUGGUUAAAUAUUGAAAAGGUAUAUGCUGUAGUUUAGCAUUUUGUCUCUGUAAUUUACAGAAAUUCCUGCAGAAAAUAAACAUUUUUCAUUUUGCAUCUCUG